AUGUCGUUCGAUUGGAGCCAUCGAGAAUAUUACGUGGAUGAUGCCGGCCAUUAUGCUUCUCCCGUCUUUAAUAGCUCCCGAGACUACAACAACGACACGGUCCCUCGCAAGCAAGCACCCUCACUACGUCGGCAUUCCACUUGUAGACCUACCACUGCCCUCUACCUCCCACACAAAAAACCUAAGUCCACAUUCAGAUCAGUCGCUGAUGACCACUGCUUCGGUCAUCCUCAGUUAGCGAAACGAGACGAUGGGCUAUCCAGAAUUCUUGUUGCACGCUCUUAA
Molecule: messenger RNA, 285 nt
Organism: Necator americanus (New World hookworm)
Lineage: Eukaryota; Metazoa; Nematoda; Chromadorea; Rhabditida; Ancylostomatidae
Exons: 3
Coding region: 1-285 (94 amino acids)
Source: RefSeq, a predicted model, not a curated record